AAGUAAAGGUAAAAGCAAGAGAGGGAGGGACAUUGAGGGAGUGUGUGUGUGGGGGUUCAAACUCAACAUGCCAAGCUCCAGCGAGACUGGGUGAGUGAGUGAGCGAGCUGAGGGCACCGGCUUUGAGGAUGAAAAGUUGCUGGAGAUUUGACCAGUGAAAGAUUGUUUCUUUUAAGAAGCCGCCCCGAACCAUGUCUCUCCGCUGUCCGAUCCUCUUCACUCUCCUCCUGCACAUCCCCAUGUCGGGCUCCUUCAGGCUGCACCUUUCCCAGAGGAAGGACUCGGGCUCCGGGGAGCCGCCGCUGGCCAACUUGUCCCUGGGGGCGGCGGCGGGUUGGCGGUACCGGGUGGACAAGCUCCUGACUCCCGAGCCGCUGCGCAGAUGCCUGGAGCUGGGCGCCCGCACUGGGGAGCUGAGGCCGAGAGAGCCGCUGGACUGCUCGCUGCUGCCCGCCAACCCGCUGCCCCUCUCCCUCCGCUACCAGGCGGCGAGGCCACCGGAUUUCAUCAGCGUGCGAGCCCGGCUCGCCGUCUACGUGCACGGCCAGGACUGUUACAUUAAAUACAAGAGGAAAAGCGGCCCCCAGCCGCUGGACCCCCACCUCUCCAUCGACGUGUUUGUCGGCCCGGGGGGGCCAAGCUCCUGCCUGGCGGGCGGGCAGAUGCUGCUCAACGUGUGGGAUUUUGUUCCCGCGGCGCUGCGGCCGCGGACAACGCUCUGCACAAGUGUCAACACCAGCCGCCUCCUGCUGCUCCAUUCUGGCGGGAUCCUCUCGACAGGCGACUACUGCGUGGGGAGGGGAGCCGGCCCCGUCGCCGACUUGGUCUGCACCCGGAGCCCGGCCUCCCGGCAGCUGGAGCCCCUCCUGAUUCGGGUGAGAGUUGCCGGGGUUGGAGGUGACGGCAGCGGGCGGCAGGGGGUGAGGUCAGGUGCUGGGGGUGUCCGGAGGAAGAGAAGUGCCAACCGCAGCCCCCAGUUCCAGCUGCCCAGCUACCAGGUGUCUGUGCCCGAGAACGAGCCGGCGGGCACCCGGGUUAUCGUCCUGAGCGCCCAUGACCUGGAUGAAGGGGAGGCCGGGCGGCUGGAGUACACCAUGGAAUCGCUGUUUGACAGCAGGUCCAGUGACUAUUUCCACAUCGAUCCUGACACUGGAGCAGUUACCACCACACAGCAACUCGACCGGGAGACCAAGGAUACCCACGUGUUUAAAAUUACCGCAUAUGACAAUGGAACACCACGUCGAAUGGCUACCGCCAUCCUUACUGUGACUGUCAGUGACACUAAUGACCAUGCCCCGCUCUUUGAACUAUCCGAGUAUAGGGAAGUCAUUCGGGAAAAUAUGGAGGUGGGCUAUGAAGUGCUGACCAUUCGAGCUACUGAUAGCGAUGCACCUUCCAAUGCUAACAUGCUGUAUCGUAUUGUCAACCAUAAUGGAAAUAACUCUGCCUUUGAAAUUGACACCAGAUCUGGGAUUGUUAGAACCAGAGGGGUCAUAGACCGGGAAUUGGUGGCUGAAUACCACUUAAUUGUGGAGGCAAAUGAUCAAGGGAGAGAUCCUGGUCCUCUAAGUGCCACUGCAACUGUUUACAUAACAGUGGAGGAUGAGAAUGACAAUUCCCCUCAAUUUAGUGAGAAGCGGUAUGUUGUCCAAGUGCCUGAAAAUGUUCCUGUGAACACCAAAAUCCUGCAAGUCAAAGCUACUGAUCGAGAUAAAGGAAACAAUGCUGUAAUUCACUACAGCAUAGUCAGUGGAAACAUAAGAGGUCAAUUCUACAUAGAUUCUGUAAAUGGCAAUAUUGAUAUCAUCAACUCAUUGGAUUAUGAGACAACCAGGGAAUACACCCUUCGAAUUAAAGCCCAGGAUGGUGGAAGGCCGCCUUUGAUCAAUAGCACUGGUUUGGUCAUGAUACAAGUGAUUGAUGUGAAUGACAAUGCCCCAAUAUUUGUAAGCACACCUUUUCAGGCCACUGUGUUGGAGAAUGUCGCUAUUGGGUAUUCAAUCAUUCACAUCCAGGCUAUUGAUGCUGACUCCGGCGACAAUGCUCGUUUGGAAUAUCGACUGGUUGAUACACCCCCAGAUUUCCCACUUGUUAUUAGUAACAAUACAGGAUGGAUAACGGUUGCUAUGGAAUUGGAUAGAGAGAUGACUGAAUUUUAUGCUUUUGGUGUAGAAGCUAGAGAUAAUGGAAUCCCAUCCAUGACUUCCUCAGCUGGUAUCAGCAUCACUGUAUUGGAUGUGAAUGACAACAAUCCUACCUUUACUGAGAGGGUUUAUUAUCUAAGAUUGAAUGAAGAUGCACCUGUGGGCAGCAGUGUGUUGACUGUCACAGCAAUUGAUAGGGAUGUUAAUAGUGUGGUUACGUAUCAGAUAUCAAGUGGCAACACAAGAAAUCGAUUUUCAAUAACCAGCCAAAGUGGUGGUGGGCUAAUCACUUUAGCUUUACCCUUAGAUUACAAGCAGGAAAGACAGUAUGUUCUUACAGUUACUGCAUCUGAUGGAACUCGGUUGGACACAGUUCAGGUCUACAUCAAUGUCACUGAUGCUAACACACACAGACCAGUAUUCCAGAGCUCACAUUAUACAGUUAGCAUCAAUGAGGACCAACCAAUCGGCACAACAGUAGUGGUUAUCAGUGCUUCUGAUGAAGAUACAGGGGAGAAUGCCAGGAUAACUUAUAUCAUGGAAGACAACUUUCCCCAGUUUAAAAUUAACCCUGACACUGGAACCAUAAUCACACAGAUGGAGCUGGACUAUGAAGAUCAGGCAUCAUACACAUUGGCAAUAACAGCAAGAGACAAUGGAAUCCCACAGAAAUCUGAUACUACCUAUGUUGAAAUUCUGGUUAACGAUGCUAAUGAUAACAACCCUCAAUUUGUGCGAGAUUUGUACCAGGGCACAGUAUAUGAGGACGUUCCUUUGUCUACUAGCGUACUACAGAUUUCAGCCACUGAUCGCGAUUCAGGACUCAAUGGAAGAGUGUUUUACACAUUCCACGGCGGCGACGAUGGAGAUGGGGAUUUCUACAUAGAGCCUUCAUCGGGGAUUAUUCGAACCGGGAGGAAGUUGGAUAGAGAAAAUGUGCCCGUUUAUAACUUGAGAGUCUUUGCUGUAGAUAAAGGUAACCCACCACUUAAGGCAUCUGUGAAUGUCCAGAUCACGGUGCUUGAUGUAAAUGACAAUGCUCCUGCUUUUGAAAAGGAUGAGUUUGAUAUCUAUAUCGAAGAAAACAGUCCUGUUGGCUCAUCAGUGGCCAGGAUCACAGCAACAGACCCUGAUGAGGGAACAAAUGCACAAAUAAUGUAUCAGAUUGUGGAAGGAAACAUUCCUGAGGUCUUCCAGUUGGAUAUGUUUACUGGAGAUCUCAUUGCCCUUACAGAUUUGGAUUAUGAAACCAAAACUGAAUACGUCAUUGUGGUACAGGCCACUUCAGCACCUCUGGUCAAUCGCGCCACAAUUCACGUUCGACUUGUGGAUAAGAAUGACAAUGCUCCAGUGCUCAGGAAUUUUGAGAUCAUUUUUAACAAUUACGUAACUAACAAAUCAAACAGCUUUCCUUCUGGUGUGAUAGGAAAGAUUCCAGCCUAUGACCCGGAUGUAUCAGAUCGUCUUUUUUACACCUUUGUAGAGGGCAAUGAGCUUAAUCUUUUGAUUUUGGACCAAAACACUGGGCAUCUUAAGCUGAGCCAAGACUUGGACAAUAACAGGCCUUUGGAAGCAAACUUGAAGAUUUCGGUUACAGACGGUAUUCACAUCAUUACCGCACUGUGUACUUUGAGAGUGACCAUCAUCACAGAAGACAUGUUAACAAACAGCAUUACUGUACGCUUGGAGAACAUGUCCCAGGACAAGUUUCUUUCUCCACUGCUGUCCCUCUUUGUGGAAGGAGUUGCUGCUGUAUUAUCCACAACCAAAGAUGACAUUUUUAUUUUUAAUAUUCAAAAUGACACGGAUGUAAGUGCAAACAUUUUGAAUGUGAGUUUCUCUGCAUUGCUGCCAGGUGGGGUAAGAAACCAAUACUUUCCUUCAGAGGAUCUGCAAGAACAAAUUUAUCUCAACCGGACACUGCUGACCACCAUCUCCACUCAGAGGGUCCUCCCCUUUGAUGACAAUAUCUGCUUGCGAGAGCCCUGUGAAAACUAUAUGAAGUGUGUGUCUGUGCUGAAGUUUGACAGUUCAGCUCCUUUCAUUUCAUCUGACACUGUCUUAUUCCGACCCAUUCAUCCCAUUAAUGGACUGCGGUGCAGGUGCCCUCCUGGAUUUACUGGGGAUUAUUGUGAAACAGAGAUUGACCUUUGUUAUUCAAAUCCAUGUGGUAGUCAUGGUCUCUGCAGAAGCAGGGAGGGAGGCUACAACUGUGAAUGCCGUGAAGAUUAUACAGGUGACCAUUGUGAAGUGAGCAGCCGAUCAGGCCGCUGUGCACCCGGAGUCUGCAAGAAUGGAGGAACCUGCGUUAAUCUACUUGUUGGCGGUUUCAGAUGUGAAUGCCCGUCUGGCGAGUAUGAGAGGCCAUACUGUGAAAUGACAACCCGUAGCUUUCCUCCACAGUCAUUUGUGACUUUCAAGGGCCUACGGCAGCGCUUCCAUUUCACUGUCUCCCUCAUGUUUGCAACAAAGGAGAGAAAUGCCUUGCUACUUUACAAUGGGCGUUUUAAUGAAAAACAUGAUUUUAUUGCACUGGAGAUCAUUGAAGAACAAAUCCAACUGACAUUCUCAGCAGGCGAGUCCACCACCACAGUGGCACCUUUCAUACCAGGGGGAGUGAGUGAUGGGCAGUGGCACUCUGUCCAGGUGCAGUACUACAAUAAGCCAAAUAUUGGCAGAUUAGGUAUUCCUCAUGGACCAUCAGGAGAAAAGGUUGCAGUAGUUACUGUAGAUGAUUGUGAUACUGCAGUAUCUGUGCGAUUUGGAAACCGUAUUGGAAACUAUUCAUGUGCUGCUCAGGGAACACAGACUGGAUCAAAAAAGUCUUUGGAUUUGACUGGUCCUUUACUUCUUGGAGGUGUCCCCAAUCUGCCUGAAGACUUCCCAGUGCGCAAUCGUGAAUUUGUGGGAUGCAUGAGAAACUUGACCAUCGACAGUAAGCAACUUGAUAUGGCUAGUUUUAUAGCCAAUAAUGGUACACUUGCAGGGUGCGCAGCUAAAAAGAACUUCUGUGAUGUAAACAUAUGUCAAAAUGGUGGACAGUGUGUGAACAAAUGGAAUACGUACAGUUGUGAAUGUCCUUUGCGAUUUGGUGGCAAGAACUGUGAGCAAGUAAUGCCCAACUCCCAGCGUUUUAAGGGCAGCAGUCUGAUCACCUGGGCUGACCUAGAUAUCACUAUCUCUGUGCCCUGGUACAUUGGCCUAAUGUUCCGCACGAGAAAAGCCAAUGGAUUCCUUGUGCAGGCAAAUGCUGGGACUUCCUCCAAAAUUAACAUUCAGAUAACUGAUAGUAACUUACAGUUUGAAGUGCACAACAGACAUGGAUUAAAAGCCAAACUGAGACUGACUCGGACACGGGUCAGUGAUGGAGACUGGCACCAUUUACUGAUUGAGAUAAAAAGUAUGAAAGAUGGCAAGGACAUCAAAUAUCUGGCUGUCCUGUCUUUGGAUUAUGGAAUGUACCAGGGCAGUGUAGAAAUUGGGAAUGAAUUACCAGGAUUAAAAUUGAGAAACAUCUAUGUUGGUCGCCUCCCUGAAGAUGUGGGCACAAAGCAGCAAGGAUUCGAUGGCUGUAUUCAGGGCCUGCGAAUGGGCGAUACUUCAACAAAUAUAGCCACUCUGAACAUGGAUCGGGCUGUCAAGUUUCGAGUGGAGAAUGGCUGUGAUGUUCCAGAUCCAUGUGAUUCCACUCCCUGUCCCAUGCAUAGCUACUGCAAUAAUGACUGGGAUAGCUACUCCUGUAUCUGUGAACCAGGGUUCUUUGGAAAAAACUGUGUGGACAUCUGCAGAUUGAAUCCAUGUGAACACGUGUCUACCUGUGCCCAUAAUCCAAGCGCCUCACAUGGUUACACUUGUAAUUGUGGAGAAAACUACUAUGGCCAAUACUGUGAAAACAAAAUUGACCUGCCGUGUCCAAGGGGAAGGUGGGGGAAUCCCAUCUGUGGUCCUUGUGACUGUGAUACCAACAAGGGCUUUGACCCUGACUGUAAUAAAACCACUGGAGAAUGCAGGUGCAAGGACAAUUAUUACCAGCCCCAGGAUAGCGACACAUGCUACCCAUGUGAUUGCUUUCCAACGGGUUCUCAAUCCCGCACCUGUGAUGUGGAAACAGGUCAGUGUUCCUGUAAAUCUGGUGUGAUUGGACAACACUGCAACCGCUGUGACAACCCUUUUGCUGAAAUCACAAGUAGUGGAUGUGAAGUGAAAUAUAAUGUGUGCCCAAAAGCCUUUGAAGCAGGCAUUUGGUGGCCAAGAACAAAAUAUGGACGACCAGCAGCCAUGCCAUGCCCCAAAGGAUCAAUUGGAACUGCAAUCCGUCACUGCAAUGAAGAGAAAGGCUGGCUCCCUCCAGAUCUUUUCAACUGUACCACAGUCACCUUCAUUCAGCUCAAGUCUGUUAUGGAAAAACUGUAUCGCAAUGAAACCAAGAUGGAUACACACAAUUCGAAGAAAAUUGCCAACAUGUUGCAGAAUGCCACAAAACACACACCAACAUAUUAUGGGAAUGACAUCAAGAUUGCUUAUGAGCUGAUAAAGAGGAUUCUUCAGUAUGAGGGAAACCAGCAGGACUUUGAACUGGCAGCAACUCAAGAUGUUGAGUUCAAUGAGAAUAUUAUCAAAGCUGCUAGCGCUAUUUUGGACCCUCAGAACAAGGAGCACUGGGAACAUAUCCAGCGCACAGAAGGAGGCACCGCACAUCUGAUGAAACACUACGAGGAAUACGCGCACACCAUAGCACAAAACCUGAGGAAAACCUACCUUCGACCCUUCACUAUUGUAACUCCGAAUCUGAUCAUUGCAGUUGAACUCUUUGAGAUGGCGAACUUUCCAGGUGCCAGCAUGCCACAAUUAGAGAAAAUCCGUGAAAAAAUUCCCAGAGAUCUUGAAUCCAGUGUGUUCUUUCCAGAUGCUCUCCUCAAAGCUGGAGGUAACAAAGGACAGGGCAACCAUCUUGAUCACAAUACCAGUGGGAAGUCGGAAGGUACAUUUUCAAAAAGGAAGAAGAGAAAUGCAGAUGGAUCCCAGCAGUAUGCAGUUGCCGUGGUAAUCAUUUACAGAUCACUGGGAUUGCUUUUGCCUGAACGAUAUGAUCCUGAUCGAAGAAGUAUGAGAGUACCUACUCGGCCAGUCAUAAAUACACCCAUCAUAAGUACUACAGUUUACACUGAGGACCAUCCUUUACCACAACAGUUGGAGAGCCCAGUAACUCUAAAGUAUCGUUUGUUUAUAACGGAGGAAAGGACCAAGCCCCUCUGUGUAUUUUGGAACCACACUCUUGCGAUUGGAGGCACAGGAGGGUGGUCUUCCAAAGGGUGUGAACUUGUCCUUCGGAAUGAGUCCCAUAUCAACUGCCAGUGCAAUCACAUGACUAGUUUUGCCGUGCUCAUGGAUAUCUCCAAGCGGGAGCAUGGUGAGGUCCUCCCGCUGAAGAUCGUCACGUAUACCACUGUCUCAAUAUCCUUGUUUGCUUUGUUUGUGACAUUCCUCUUCCUCAUGCUGGUCAGAACCCUGCGCUCAAACCUCCAUAACAUCCAUAAAAAUCUGGUGGCAGCUCUCUUCUUCUCAGAACUCGUCUUCCUCAUUGGAAUUAAUCAGACAGACAAUCCAUUUGUCUGCAGUGUGAUAGCCCUCCUACUGCAUUAUUUCUACCUAUGCACCUUUGCCUGGACAUUUGUGGAGGGCCUACACAUUUACCGCAUGCUGACUGACAUGAGGAAUGUCAACCAUGGACACAUGAGGUUCUACUACACCAUUGGAUGGGGAAUUCCUGCUAUUAUAACAGGUUUGGCUAUGGGGUUGGAUCCACAAGGUUAUGGAAACCCUGACUUCUGCUGGCUGUCUGUGCACGACACCCUGAUCUGGAGCUUCGCUGGCCCUAUCUGUGUCGUAGUCAUUAUAAAUAUUGUCAUCUUCAUACUAGCGGCCAAAGCAUCCUGUGGACCUAGGCACAGGUCUUUUGAAAAGACUGGUAUCAUAUCUGGCCUGAGGACUGCCUUCCUUAUGCUGCUUCUCAUCAGUGCUACUUGGUUGUUGGGGUUGAUGGCAGUGAAUAAUGACACUAUGACCUUCCAUUAUCUAUUUGCCAUUUUCAGCUGUUUCCAGGGACUCUUCAUUUUCUUCUGCCACUGUAUCUUCAACAAGGAAGUUCGAAAAGGUCUGAAGAACAUAUUCACUGGAAAGAAACAACAUCCAGAUGACACGGUACUGACCAGAACCACAGUUUUAUCACGGUCCCUUAACUGUAACAACACAUACGUGGAUGAAGGACGAAUGUAUCGCACUGCCAUUGGAGAGUCUACAGCCUCCAUGGAGAGCACUGUCAGGUCAGCCAAGAGUCACAAUAGCUGCAUUGCUUCUAAACUCAGGGAUGAAGCUCAGAGAGUAAGCUUAUUAUCAAGUCAAGCAGAAGGUGGCCGUGCAGAGCCAGAUUCAUCAAUAUUCCGCAAAAAAAUAAAGAAACCUGAUGAGCCAGAUUCUGACUCAGACAGUGAAUUGUCUUUGGAAGAUGAUCAUAGCAGCUCCUAUGCUUCUAGCCAUUCAUCAGAUAGUGAAGAAGAUGCAUUUCAAGGGGACCCCAACUGGAAGCAAGGAGCACCUAAAAAUAAUGAAAAAAAUCCAAUACACAGUACACCAAAGGCUGAGACCAUGCCCAAUCAUGUGAAACAUUACUGGCCUGCAGAGUGUACAACAGCCAGUGACAGUGAGGACCAUGGAGCAUCUGAGAAACUGAAGGUGGAAACAAAAGUAAACGUUGAACUUCACAGAGAAAAUAAAACAAAUCACUGUGGUGACAUUCCUAGAGGAAGUGAGGAUGAGCUGCAGGAAAAGGAAAGCACAUCUGCACCUCAGCCAAACUCCAAUCCCCCACCAGAGCAAAGAAAAGGGAUCCUUAAAAAUAAAGUCACGUACCCUCCACCUUUAAAAGAAAAAAAUCGAAUAAAUCAAAUACACAAUGAACUCUCUAACUGUAAACCAACAGCUAUAUCUUCACGGACCUCCUCAAUAGGGUCCAGUGAUGGGACCCGCACGAGCAUAUUGAUAAAGCAACCAAGCAGGCAACAAUCACGAGAUCAGUUAAACGGGAUGACGCCUAUACCCAUGAGUAUUAGAACAGGCACAAGCACUGUUCAUGGAGACACCUCCGAGUCAGAACCAAUGUCUUCAAGGACAUUUGAAAAAAUCCAGCAUCUGUCAACUCAGCCCAGAUUGAACCUACAAGCCUUUCUGUUUUGUACUCCUUGUACCUCACCACAUGAGGAAGUAAUGAAACCUCAAUCUGACCCAUCAGGAGAUCAGAAGGAUGAUUGGACCCACGACAAUUUUCGCCAAAGGAGAUCCCGGUUCCUGCGUACCUCAGACUCCAUCAUUGCACUGUGGUGUGUUGGUGUUGUCUACAUGAAUAGCAUUUUCUUCCAGCCAGUGACGGCAAAUGGGGAAUAAGACCCAUGGAAUGUCGAAAAAAAAUACAAUUAUGGAACUGGAAGGACAGAUGUAUGUGGCUUUCAACGAUGCAUAUUUGACUCGUGCCAAAUUAUAGAACAGACAUGUAACCACUACACAGCUCAACUGAUUGUGGAUAAAUUGGAAAUACUGAGGAAAUGGACAAAUCCCAUGGUAAAACCUGAAGUGCUCCACUGCCUCAAGUUCAGUCCUCUGGGUGAAUUGCAGCCAGCCUGAUCUACUGUUUUUUUUUCGAAAAAGCACUAUGUCUUAUACGAUGCCUCAAUAACAAAUGGUUGGACUCUAUAUUGGCCGUGCCAGUAAAUCGGUUCAAAUAGGAUAUGGCCUCACAUCAGUUGAAGUUGUUAGUUGCAAGUGUCCUUCCAUCUCAUCAUUUGCCUCAAGGGUGGGAGGGUGUAGUCAUGAAAUGAAUGCCUUUUGUACAACAAAAUUCUAAGAUGUAUAGAUACUUUUAUAUAUUUUGUAAGUCAGGACUCCAGAAGAAGUCAUUUGUACAUGCUUAAAUUGUUUUGAUUUUGUUAAUUUGAUUACAAGAGUUUUGCUGAAUAAGUAAGUCUUCUAACUUUUAUAAAGAUUAGAAGAUUGCACAAUUUUACUUGAAUUUGGUGUGUUUAUAUUGUAAAGUCAACAUUUUCUAUUAAGAGAAAGCUGUAACAAUUUAUAAGAGAAAUAGAACUUGAAUAUGUAACUUUUAAGACAAAAUUAUUGGAAAAUUUAGGAAUCAAACAAGGCCCAUUUUUAGCUUAACUAUGCACUUGAGCUUUUGUGUUGAGACUUAUAAAAAUUCACUUUUAGUUCAAGCACCUUUGUUGGUCUGCAGGGAAGGUGGGAGGGGAAAGUGAGGGAGAGUUCACCAGAGUUGACCAGGAAGGGUAUUUGCCAACCAGUCUUGCUUGUUUUAUUUGGAUACUUGUGAAUAUUUGGCAUUAUUAAUACUGUAGAUUUGGUUUUAAUUAUUUUAGAUAGAAACUAUCAGAACAGUUCAGUUUGUAUAUUGUGACUCACCUGCUGUAGUAAAUUCUUUUGCCUUUAUUUCAGAAUGUUUCUUUAAUCUUUAAUACAGUUUUAUUCAUGGCACAUUUUAAAGCAAGAUGUUUUUAAAUUUUAUGAUAACUGGACUUUUUUUUUAAAAAACAGAUGUAUGAUAUUUAUUAACAUGCAAAACACUGGAAACACCGUACAGAGAAACAAAAUUGUAAAAUAAAGAGAUUUUGACUUUUUCCAUC
Molecule: messenger RNA, 10831 nt
Organism: Carcharodon carcharias (great white shark)
Lineage: Eukaryota; Metazoa; Chordata; Chondrichthyes; Lamniformes; Lamnidae
Gene: celsr1a
Product: cadherin EGF LAG seven-pass G-type receptor 1a
Exons: 37
Coding region: 192-9584 (3130 amino acids)
Biological process (GO): homophilic cell-cell adhesion; cell surface receptor signaling pathway; G protein-coupled receptor signaling pathway
Cellular component (GO): plasma membrane
Molecular function (GO): G protein-coupled receptor activity; calcium ion binding
Source: RefSeq, a predicted model, not a curated record